This is a messenger RNA of Stegastes partitus (bicolor damselfish), 4830 nucleotides long. RefSeq names its product TEF transcription factor, PAR bZIP family member a (gene tefa). The coding region runs from base 568 to 1524 and encodes 318 amino acids. The transcript has 4 exons. Gene Ontology annotation, biological process: regulation of transcription by RNA polymerase II. Gene Ontology annotation, cellular component: nucleus. NCBI's taxonomy places the organism in Eukaryota, Metazoa, Chordata, Actinopteri, Pomacentridae. The record is from RefSeq and is a predicted model, not a curated record. Gene Ontology annotation, molecular function: DNA-binding transcription factor activity, RNA polymerase II-specific; RNA polymerase II cis-regulatory region sequence-specific DNA binding.
GGCAUAUUAAGUGAGUCCAUACGAAUCAUAUCUUGGUGAAAGUUGCACUAAAAUCUGUCAGUCGAUGUUUGAAUGUUCAUGCCAUUUCAUAAUCACUUACAGUACAGUGAAUUAAGCAAAUAAACGCAUUGUAGGUUUCUGAUUUUAGGUCAGAACAGUAUUAGGUCAAUGCUGAAACUCGUGGCACGUUUCUUUCUAAUGUAUUCACUGGAACGUAUAUAACUCGGUCAACCAAUGAGAGCCCAGCUGUCGGCACUAAUCCCCGCCCCCUGUCAGUUCCUCAUUAAUAUUAAUGAGCUGAGGUCCAGUUCGCCAAUUAGCGCGAAGCAGGGCGGACAUGUUUGAAUGGGAGGUGCGGUUUGCUCUCGGAACCAAAACCUCCUGACUACCGAAUUUACCGACGAAGUGGACCGACGAGGAGAGCUGUUUCGGAUGCUCUGACGGUAGAAGUUAACCUCUAGUGCUUUAUUUGCGGAUUUACGGCGGAGAACCCUGGUGGAGAGCUAACGAGCUAACAAGCUUCUUUUGUAGUUACUGCGCGGUGACAACAACAAGAGGUUGAAAAAAAUGUCGGGAGAGCCUGUUCUCAUCACGCUGGAAACGGCCUCCGGGGCUCCCAGCACAUUCCCGGUGGUUUUGAAGAAAAUAAUGGAAAUGCCUCCGCCGAACAUACUGGAUGGCGACGACGACACCGACAAGGAGAAGCUGUGUCUGGGAGAUAGUGUGGACCUGGGUGUAGGAGGCAGUGACAUGGGUCCUUCAGCCGCCCUGACUCCUGCUAUUUGGGACAAGACCAUUCCCUAUGAUGGCGAGACCUUCCACCUGGAGUACAUGGACCUGGAGGAGUUCCUCAUGGAGAACGGCAUCCCCACGUCACCUGACGAGGACUCCUUAAAGAGCAGCCCAGAGGGAGAUGUAGUGAAGACCGAGAAAUCAAAGGCUACUCCCUCUGCUCUGACCAAGGUUACCAAGGCAGCAAGGGUGUCUCCGGUGGCCCUGCUGCCUAUUCAGGAGUUGGACAAGUGUGAGGGGGAGGUGUUGAUCAUCACCAAGAGCGACUCUGAUAUCACCUGUGAUGUUACUGCAGAGGUGAUCACUGAAAGCGACAGAGCGACCCCAGAGCCCAUCACCCCCGAGGAAAUCGAAGUCGAUAUCAACUAUGACCCCGAUCCUACAGACCUGGUCCUGUCAAGUGUGCCUGGAGGUGAACUGUUCGACCCACGCAAACACAAGUUCAGCGAGGAGGAGCUCAAGCCGCAGCCUAUGAUUAAAAAGGCCAAGAAGGUGUUUGUGCCUGAGGAACAGAAGGAUGAGAAAUACUGGCAGAGGAGGAAGAAGAACAACGUGGCUGCCAAACGCUCGCGCGACGCCCGCAGAUUAAAGGAGAACCAGAUUACCGUCCGAGCGGCUUUCCUGGAGCGCGAGAACGAGGCGCUGCGGUCUGAGGUGGCUGAGCUUCGGAAGGAGUGCGGCCGGUUCAAGAACGUUGUGGGUCGCUAUGAAGCCAAAUUUGGAACGCUGUAAGGGACCUAAAAAAAACAAACCCAAUUUAUCAAAGUGUAAAUGGACAUCCACAUGGCAGACAACACAAAAUCUGUUAUUUGUCUUCACAAGUCAGACAUUAUUCAGCCCUGAUUGUUAGAUGUGUUGGCAGAUACCACAACUACUGUACUGCUGAAAAGACGCUACCUGGGUGUUGUGUUGGGGUCGAGUUAGACAGAGGAGGAGGGAGGGUAAUAACCUUACAAGACCCAUACAGUGUGUGAUCUGAUAAAUGCGACCAGAUAUGGGUGAGACACUGGCUCUAGUGAACACAUAUUUCUAUACGGAAUGACAAUAUAAUUAUUGGCUUCCCGACUUCCUCAGAAUAGCAUGUAUAGAGUUACAGUUACAUAAUAGAGUCUCUGAAUUAAAAAGUGACAUGUGAGUGGAUAAGAUGUGGGUUGACUGCGUGUUGGGUAACAUAGCGCCAUGCCCUCUUGUUCCUGUAUGAAAGAACAUGAAAGAGUGAGGCAGAGGGAAAUGAAAGGACAGUUUAAGCUGCAGAAUAUGGAUUAUACAUAUACAACAGACCUCCAUGUUGAAUAAUCUACUUUACAGUAAUAGAAUUUCCUGAUUGAUUUCACCAAACCAGCCUUCAGAGUUGUUGCUUUAGCUGAGGUCUUGUACGUAGUGUUGGCCUGCUUUAAUAUUGGCGUCUCGCCCUUCCUCCUCUACUGUCAUUCAUCCUUGUUCUCUUCUCUUUCAAGUGCGGUGCCAGAUGACCUAUAGGCGGCAAUUGAUUUAUUCAUUUAUGUUUUCCAAUGAAUAAAUAAAUCAAUACAUGAAUAAAUGGUAAAUGGGAGCGCUAGAAUCGAUCAGAUGAAGAAGAGGAUGAAGAGGCGGAGAGCAUGUGUGAGGGCGGGACUGGCGUUGCCAUGGAGAUGUGAUGGCAUGUUAAGAUAUCAAUAUCUGGCUUUUCUUUUUCUUUCUUUUUUUUUAUCGUUAAGUGUAUUUACCAUCUAUGUGAGCGAGAAGAGUGUGAGAGGAUAUUCAAGUGCUUCUUCAGUGCACCUCGUUUAUGACGUGCACUUUUAUCAUGUUUUGUACAGCUGUGGCCGAAAGACAUCAUCUGUGAUGUAAAUUUUGGAGAAACUCUGGGUUUUAUUUUACGUUUUUAAACUAAAUAGUCGAUAUUUAGGUAGCAAGAUGCACUAGUUUAGACUAGAUGAGUCACUACUACGGUUUGCAGGUAUCUUCCAGUUGUUUUCAGUACUUAAAUGAAUUCUGAAAACCACUUGUCCAAUUUAUUUUUCAAAUAUCUAUGAUUAUGUGGCAGAUUUUUGUGAAGAGCGGGGCUUUUCUUUGCCCACAAAAACUUUUGACUGUGACAUUUCCAAUAACAUAAAGCAAGACACUACAGGUGAAUAGAGUAAAUGUGGAACUAAUUGAUAUCACCAUGGAACAUCCCCGUUUGAUGAUUUCAGUGAAGAUAGUAGCUUUUUGUUUUUCUGAGAGGGAAUUUUGGGUAUUUUUAUUUUUGUUUAGCACUUAAUUAAUCAGAAAAUACCGUCAACAGCCAGAAAAAAAAUAAACUUUGACAUGUUUUUGGGACUACUCUGUUCUAUAAAUCAGGCUGUGACUGAUGUAUCAGCAAAUCCCCUCUAGAAAAACAUAGGUGGACCUAAAAACUGGAAAGUUUGUUGUAUGUAAGCGCCACCAAAGUUAAGACUUCUGCCUUAGAGUUUGUCAUUGGGAAAAGCAGGCUCGUAAAAUUUAAACCAACAGACAACAACUUCCCCAUUUGAUUACUUUCAUUAAGACAACUUUUCUUUUUUACAAGUUCCCUGAAAUGUUUUGUGUAAGUAUGCAAAUGAGAUAUUAUCUCAUAAAAUUAUGCUAAUUUGCGUCCAAUAGACAAAAUCAUUAAAUACCCAAAUGGGUAUUUUUGACAUUUUCUUUGCACUAUUCUGAAAGAAGACCUGCUAUGGAAGCAAACUAUCCCAAAAAUCUCCAAAUUGACCAGUGCGUGAAAAAUUCAGUUUUUGCCUGUAGUGUCUUGUCUUUAGCUUCUUCAGGGGAUUUCAGUGACGUGGCAAAAAAAAAAAAAAAAAAAUGUAGCCAUGUUCUCUUCAUGUACAAGCAUUCAUUACCAGCGGCGCAGGGCUGUAUGUAGACGCUCUGUUCUCCCUGUCUGAAUGUACGUCUUUCUGUCGCUCUGGUGCCGUGUUUGUCAGCAAGUCAGACGCCUGCUUUGCUCUCUGCAGGUCUGCGGUGUCGGCUUGUUCAUUUAUGUCAGUAGCGCUUCUGAAGUGUCUUGUGUAGAAUCCACUGAUGCAUGUUCUGUAAAUAACUGUAGGCGAAGAUAAUGCUUUGUGGACAUUUUUGUUUUUUAGAAAAUCAUUUAAAAAUGUAUUCAGUAUCAUAGGACAUUAAAAUCCAGAUACAAAUCUUGGUUAAGUUUUUCAAUAACCUUUCAUUUAGCUUCGGGAAAUAAUCGAGCAAUGCAACUGUAGAUUCCCUGAAAGCUGAGCUUGCCUCUCUGUGAGGAGCUAACACUCCAUCGUCUUCAUGUUUGUCUGUCAUACUUGUUGAUUCUCUCUCUGAUAAAUAAGCUGACUAUCUGUUGCUAACAGACAUUUUUUUAGAAACCUGGAAGUCUCAAUAAUACAGACUGUAUUGAGGCAUCUCGUUCAUAGAUAAGAAACCUUUAAAUCUGUAAGUGUCUUCUACGUCUAAAGCCAUUUCAAAGCAGUCUGCCAGUUUACAGGGGAUAUAUAUCAUGUAACAUUACAUCCAAAAAUCACAGUUGGGGCUCAACUGUCCAGUUCUGACGAUAAGGGAAAGCCAUUUUUCUUUUACUGCUGUGCUUCCACUCACAAUAACUUUUUACUUUUCAAAACAAAUGUGAUGUUGUGAAGCAGGUUCCAUGUGUGCCGAAUGUUACACAAGGAGGAAAAUAAUGAGCACAGUCACAUGAAGUAAAACUAUAAGUCAGGAUUUUGUGGAAGUAUUUCAGGCUUCUUAAACUCCACUAACUCUUUAAUUUCACCUUAAUAAUUUUAAGUGACGUUAUCCAUAAUAAGGUGUCUUGAAGUGUCAUUUAUGAAUUUUAUUUUUCGGGAUAAUUCUGGUAAACUUUUAAUUAAAAUAAAAAGUCUGUUCUAACGAAGGCUGCAUCUGCCUUCUCUCUGAAACAGGUCAACUUGUUAUCUUCUGAGGGUUGUUUUUAUUCUUCCUGGUUACGUCUUUGUAUUUCUUUGUAAGGAAACAUGUUGGCAUUUGAUUGUGGCCAUCUUUUGUGUCUUUGUAUAUAGAGUAUGUAUAAUUAAAGCCUUGCUGACAGAAGUC